CUUGCAGGGAUAUCUGGUCGGAGAGAGACUGAGCGUGCGCAAAAAAAAGCCUUUAUUUUGAAACUUUUAGUCCCGGAUGUUUAGGAAUUCCUUGACAGGUGCGUCCAACUAGGAGAUAAUUAUCCAGGUGAGAGUCCUGUCAAUCCUGAUCACACAGUGACACGUUUUCAUGCAAAAGAAACUUGAUCAUGAGGGGAGAUACAACUACAGAGAAUGAGGUGGAGGAGGAUGAUCAUGGAGGGAGUGAAGCAGCAGCAACAGAAACUGCAUCUGGAGAAAGAAGACCUGAUGGUGCGUUCCUUCCUGGUCUCUCAGCUGCUGCUGCUGAUGAUGCUGCUGCUGCUGCUACAGAUGUGAUGGACAACCACCAGCUACACACAGGCAGACAGAAUGGAGGGCAGGAAGUGCUCCAUUUAAAUCCUCAGAGUGGAGUCAACGGGGAUUUGGCCAGAAUGAACCCUUUUUAUACAAAUAAUUUGGAAUCUAGCAGCAGAGGUCAUGUAAUAGAGGACGUAGGGAGGAGAACUCCAGAGGCAGUAAACCUUGAUACCAUCGCUGUCCCUCCACCUGAAUUUCCAAGUUCUCUGGACCUUCAGCCUGAGAUGAAGACCCUUACCCCCAACCAGAACUCAACAGACUUAUUCCAGCCCAUGUUUAAAGAUGAUGGGGUCGAUCUUUUCCAGGCUACUGAAGGAGAGGAUUUACUCCACGCUGAAAACACUAUGGUGGGAAACCCCUUUGUUAGAUCUUCCAGUAUUUUCGUAGACCCGCUCAACUCUUCUUCAAACAAGGAGGACGAUCUGUUCCGGUCUACACAGCCGGUAAUGGCGAACCCAUUGUAUACCACCACGACCAAAGAAGCAGAUUUGCCUCGGGCAGAUCCGACUAAAAGUGAGGAUCUCUUCCACAAACAAGAGGACCUUUUUGGCAUGUCUUCUUUUCAGGACGCAUUUUCAUCCUCAUCCACAAAUGCAGUCGACCCAUUCCCGAGCCCAAUCACAAGGGAUUUAUUCCAAGACGUUUCCAGUUUGGAUGACCCGUUUGGCACUACACCAACAAGACAUUACAACCCCUUCCAUGAUUUUUCACCAGGGACUACAGACAUCUUCAAACCACUUCCCCCAAAGACUAACGGCACGGAUGUAUUUGGGAUAACCUCCAGCGAUACUCCUAAGGCCACGUACUUUACACCGUCACUCAACAGCCCGUCAGAAAUGAAGUUGGACGCACCAUUGGAGCCAACAGAUCUCUUCAAGGCAACGCCAUCAGAAUCUGAAAGUCCGGAUGAUCUUUUCCUGCCGACUCCUCAGGGAACCAAACCCGAUAUUCCUCAGCCGAGUCCCUUCAGUCGGGCCAGGAAUCUGUCCAUGAUGCACGGCCAAUCUCAAGCUGAUAGGAUUCAUGGGGGGCCGACUUUCAAACGUCCGCCAAAGCCACGUCCUCGAAGUAGACCACCAAGGCCAGAAAAGCCAGCAAAACCAGCAAGCCCUACUGAACCAGAAGCAACUGUACCAAAAACCUAUCCUAAACCACCUUUGAGACCGCUCCCAAAACCAGCAAGCCCUACUGAACCAGAAGCAACUGUACCAAAAACCUAUCCUAAACCACCUUUGAGACCGCUCCCAAAACCAGCAAGCCCUACUGAACCAGAAGCAACUGUACCAAAAACCUAUCCUAAACCACCUUUGAGACCGCUCCCAAAACCAGCAAGCCCUACUGAACCAGAAGCAACUGUACCAAAAACCUAUCCUAAACCACCUUUGAGACCGCUCCCAAAACCAGCAAGCCCUACUGAACCAGAAGCAACUGUACCAAAAACCUAUCCUAAACCACCUUUGAGACCGCUCCCAAAACCAGCAAGCCCUACUGAACCAGAAGCAACUGCACCAAAAACCUAUCCUAAACCACCUUUGAGACCGCUCCCAAAACCAGCAAGCCCUAUUGAACCAGAAGCAACUGUAGCAAAACACUCUCCUAAACCACCCUUGAGAACGCUCUCAAAACCAGUUCUUCAUCACAAUCCAGAACCUACGGAAGGUAAAUUGCUGGAAGCGGAGAAAUCACCUGUCUUUGAGAACGUGCUGCUUAUUGGACAGGAAAGGUGUGUUGAAGACUGGCCUGAAGACAGCCCUGAGCUUAACCCUGACUUCAAACCAGCUGGAACAUUAAGACUACGGCGAGAAUCAUUUAAAUUGAAGCUGGACUCUGAUGGAGGAAGUGGCGAGGACCAGAGUGACGCUAAAAAGGAUAGAAAGUUCAGAUUGUCCCUGCUUUCCAGAAGAGACUCAAAGGAGAAGUUUCCUGAUGACAGAAGGAGGAGCAGCACACUACCCAACUCUCGUAGAUCAUCAAAGGAGCAGUUUUCAGAAGUGUCUGAAGAAAAGAAUGAGGAUUGGGAGCAGAACGGGACGGACAACUAUAAAAAUCAUUUGAAGACCAGAGUCGGUCAGCUUAGCAGAGCGUCCACUUUUUCCGCAUUGCCAGUGGGAAAGUACUCGAACGGAGAAGAAUCAAAGGGUGACGACAUCAAUAAGAAAGGUGUCGGCAACAAAAACUCCAUGAUGCGCCAAUUUUCAGAGGGGGCAGCAGUGAAUGUCAGCACUGGUGAGGAUGAGGAGGAAGAGGAGGGAGGGGAAGCCCAGCACGAAGAUGGAUUUAAGAAAAGAAAGAAGAAGGUGAAAAUCAGGUUUGUGCCACAAAGAGGAUUUGCCAUCACUGUAGAAAAGAAGGGAGCACACGGAUACACACCUCGCAAAAGCACAAAGGAGAAAUCCCCAGAUGAAUUUUUGGGUGCGCAUGGCUACACACCUAGUAAGAAAUACCAGGAUGAUGUUUUUGAGGAUGAAAAGGAGAAAGGCCACAGUCCUGCUAGUCCAACUAGCAAGGCUGCUUUCAUGGACGAUGAGCCCUUCCAGAAAACACACCACAGGUCUGUUGGAUUGAAUAGACACGAAGAUUUACAUGCAAUUGAAGACGGCGAACUUAGGAAACCAACCAAGAAACCGCUGCCCAUGGGUCAUCGAAGCUCUAAGGAGGACUUGCUGGAUGACACCGAUUAUCAGAAAAAGAAGAGCAGUUUCUCAGCAGAGGAGUUAUAUGAUGAAGACUGGAUGGACGACUGCAAACCGAAAACUUCCAAACAGAAAGGCCCUACUCCCAUGCCACGCAAAUCAAAGACCGCCAAUGGACAGAGUGAACCGGUUGGAUUCAGCCACCAGACUCCUCAGCACGCAGCCAAUGUGUUCAAUGAUCCCUUUGCUGAGGAUGACUUUACUGAAAAAGGAAAACAUUUCACGAGUCCCGAGGAGAUGUAUGACAGCGAAGAAGAUGAAGAGGAAACCUGCGAACCGAAGAAGUCAUCUAAAUUUAAAGGCUUCAAAAAACACAAGGCUAAGGAGAGCAAAGCCAUGCAGCCAGAAUGGGAGGAUCCACCAGGAGCUACGUCAAGUGACUUCAUGUCAGAGGCCGCUCAGGCGGAGUGGCUGGCUGCUCAGAAGGAUGAGCGCGCCAUGGCAGGAAUGGAGGAUGAGGAUGAGGACGGGGACACUGACAGUUUGAUGGAGUGGUGGCACACUGUGGAAAAAUGGGAUGAGGUGCCAUCUGACAAUGAGGACCAAGUCAUGAGAGAGGACGAGUCCAAGUCAUUCUCCAUCUUGGCGGAGAAGGUCUAUCGUGGCAUGCGUCUCUUCAACAAGGUCUUCACAGAGCGAGCUGAGGACCUCUGGCAGUCCGUCAUAUCGCUCCACGCAAUCGCCGACAACAUCAACAACUUCCACCACAAGGCCAAGAUCGCCGGCAUCACCGGUGGCACCACCACAGCUGUGGGUGGCGUGACGGCCAUCGCCGGUUUGGCUCUGGCACCGUUUACCUUGGGCGUCUCUCUCGUUAUCACCGCUGUUGGCGUGGGUGUGGCGACGGCUGGAGGAAUCGCUUCAGCCUCUGCGGCCAUCUCGGAUAACGUUAACAAUAUGCACGACCGGAAGAAGGUCGAGAUAGUCCUGCAGCAGUACGAGGGUCACCUGAAGGCCAUCGGAAAGAUCCUCCACUUCGUCAAUCAGGGCGUGUACAAACUCCGCGGCCAUCCCUUCCUCAGGUCUGGCACCCAGCACUACUCUAAGGACUGGGAGACCCGCAGGACCGUCCAGAUGAUCAGCUUGGUGGACACGCCCGUGUUGCGAGGCACAGAGAUAACGGACGAGUCGCUCGCCUCGGUGCAAGGACUCUUCAGGGGCAUAGACAAGUACUUCAUCAAGGACUCCCGAGAGCUGAAGAAAGGCUGCAAGAAAGAGGUGGUGGGUGAAAUAAAGGAGGUGGCGAAUGUGCUCAACGACGGGAUAGUGGAGCUCAAUGCCAUCAGAGAGGAGCUGCAGGACGCCACUGGAAACCUGUGAGCAAUGUCCUGCAGGAUGCCACUUUGACCAUAGUUGUUACCUUAAAGCACCACCAGCCCCCUCUCCUGGCUACACGAGGGAACUGUUGGGCACAGUAGGUCAGUAUCUGCUGUUAACUAGACAGUUUCACACAUUAAAAUGGUGGUUAAGGCCAAAUUUUUUAAAAUCAAUUAGCUUAAAACAGCAGACUCCGGAAGUUAUAAGAAGUUUAGACAAUUGACAGUAUAUUCCAAUAAAUUGCUGUAGUGCUGCAACAGAUAAAACCACUUCGAAGCUAAUAAUGGUAGGUGUUUUAAUCCAACUCUGGUAACUCUCGAAGCUGUAGAUUACUCUUGUUCUAUAGAUUGGUGCACGGAUGAUGCAUUUGUGUAGGCAAAACCAGGAAGUUAGCAUCGCCACUCGUUCCCUCGCCAAAAA
This is a messenger RNA of Sebastes umbrosus (honeycomb rockfish), 4808 nucleotides long. RefSeq lists its product as uncharacterized. Gene Ontology annotation, cellular component: membrane; extracellular region. The record is from RefSeq and is a predicted model, not a curated record. Bases 189 to 4391 code for a protein of 1400 amino acids. Gene Ontology annotation, molecular function: lipid binding. Gene Ontology annotation, biological process: lipoprotein metabolic process; lipid transport. The transcript has 40 exons. NCBI's taxonomy places the organism in Eukaryota, Metazoa, Chordata, Actinopteri, Perciformes, Sebastidae.